AUGGUGUUGGUUUUGGAGACCAAAAUGCAGAUUCAGGAGCUCUGGGAUUUGAUAUCAUUAGGGGAGGAGGUUUGCUUAGCGGUUAACAGGGCCAAGUCGUUCAAGGUGGAGUGUGGUGAGUUAGAGAAGCGAGUGAAUCGACUCUUGCAAAUGCUACAGACCCUGUUUUGCUUCAUCACUUCUGGUCGUACUUCCCUUUACUUGCGCCCAGUUACCAGCAUCGUUGCCAAGGUCAAGGAUAGCUUUGAGCUCGUCCGGGCCAUUCUUUACAAGUGCAAGCGUCGAAGCCUACUUAGCAGACUCUUCCUCCAUUUAGAUGCUUCUAUCAGCGAUAUGGAAUGGCUGCUCAUCGUCUAUAAUCCCCAAAACAGCAGGGCCACAGGCCCAAUCGACCACAAAAUAUCUACCACCUUUUUGGUCUGGUCUUGCAUCGCCACCGUCCAAAUGGGGUGUCAACUGGACGAUCGAAUCGAGGCUACUAAAUGUCUCCAGUUGCUUGCUCAAGAAAACAACGAGUACAAGAAAAUCAUCUUUGAAGAAGGCGGGGUACCUCCUUUGCAAAAGCUUUUGAAAGAGAACGUCCCUGUGGAGGCUCAAAUCACAGUGGCCAAUGCGCUUUGCCUUUUAGCUGAUGACCAGGAGAGGGCGAGGAUUAUUAUGAAGGAAAUGAUAACUACAAUUGUAAAUCGUUUGUCAAGAACAUCACCAAUGAGCGAUCAAAGCAAAGCGGCCAAUUUGGUUGCUAGUAUUGCAGAGCAUAACCCAAAGCUGAAGGAAUACGUUUUAGUUAGAGAGAAUGUAAUAUGGAGGCUGGUAACAUUGUUAUCAUCUGAGCCAUCAAGAGAUAAUCCUACAACGAAUUUACAUAAGCAAGAGUUGAAAAUUAGUUGCUCCAAGGCUUUAUGGAUGCUUGCUCGGGGGAGCGUUUCGAAUUGUAGGACAUUAACGGAGACAAAAGGAAUGUUUUGCUUGGCCAAAUUGGUGGAAACGGAACAGGACGAAUUACAGUACAAUUGCUUAAUGAUUAUAAGGGAGAUCACAGCUAUUGCUGAAUCAAAUAAUGAUUUUAGACAUUCGGCCUUUAAAAGUACUUCUCCAGCUGCAAAGGCGGUUGUGGAUGAGUUAUUGAGGAUAAUCAAAGAAUUUGAUAACACAAAACUGCGGAUUCCAGCACUCGAAUCCAUUGGUUCAUUGGCAAGGUCUUUUUCAGCGAAAGAGACUCGAGUAAUUAGUCAUUUGGUGACUCUGCUAGGCAAUUCAGACCAAGAAGUUGCAAUGGAAGCUGCUAUUGCUUUGCAAAAGUUUGUGUCCACCGAUAACCACCUUUGUUCGGAGCAUUCGAAGUCGAUAAUUGAAUUCAACGGAGUACGACCGUUAAUGAAGUUAAUUUUUAGUGGGGAUAAAAAGUUACAGCAUAAUGGAUUAGCUCUGAUCUGCUUCCUUGCACAACAUGGUAGCAAUAGCAAUGUUCUGAUAGAAGCCGGAGCAUUGAGUGCUCUUCAGAUGACAGGUACCCAAGUAGCUGCCGAACAUCCAGAGUUAAAACAAUUGGUCUCCGACACAAUAUCAAAACUCCAACCUAACCAUACUGAAAAAAAUGAAGAAUUAGACAGUUCACCGAAAGGUAGCAUUAAGCAGAUUAUGACAGAACGGAAUAAUGUAGUUUUCGGUUCUCUACGACAUCACUUAAAGUUACUGUUACAGAGGUUUACCCCAUGUCUACCAAGGCUAGUGAAUUUCCAUGGUGAUCGGAAAACAUUGCCAAUAGUAAUGAGAUAUUGUUUGGGCCAUCGCCAUCCCCUUGUUCUACCAUUUUGGGGAUUUCCCUUAAAUUCAAUGAGGGUUGGAAAUGGCCCAAAGCACUCUCCUGACAGGUAUUUGCCCACAUCUCCACGUGGCAGUAACCCAUCUUGGGAGCUUGCUGACAAUUUACAAAUCACUGUAAUAGAAUUGAACUGUCAAAACAUUACCAUUUAA
Molecule: messenger RNA, 1977 nt
Organism: Durio zibethinus
Lineage: Eukaryota; Viridiplantae; Streptophyta; Magnoliopsida; Malvales; Malvaceae
Source: RefSeq, a predicted model, not a curated record